AACGAGAAUCCGCCGCGGCCGUAUCAUGGAUCCAUCGCCGAACACUAACAAACCGUUCACGGAGACUCGUUUCUCCGACCUCAAGCCUCCACUCUCCGAAGAUAUCAUCCAAACGCUUGGCCCCGGUUUCGAGUUCUGCACUCCGGUUCAGGUCGCGACGAUUCCUUUACUCUGCAGCCACAAGGAUGUUGUCGUUGACGCUGCCACCGGUUCCGGAAAAACCCUAGCUUUCGUCCUUCCCCUUAUAGAGAUUCUCCGUAGAUCCACUUCUUACCCUCCAAAACCUCACCAGGUAAUGGGAGUGAUUAUAUCGCCAACAAGAGAGCUAUCAACGCAGAUAUAUAAAGUGGCACAACCCUUUGUUUCGACUUUGCCAAAUGUUAAGUCUGUUCUACUCGUUGGAGGCCGAGAUGUGAAAGCUGACAUGAAUACUAUCGAAGAAGAAGGAUGCAAUGUCUUGAUUGGCACGCCUGGAAGGCUUUCAGAUAUAAUGGAACGAAUGGAUUUUCUUGAUUUCAGAAAUCUUGAGAUUCUUAUCUUAGAUGAGGCAGAUAGGCUUUUGGAGAUGGGGUUCCAGAAGCAGGUGAACAGCAUUAUAUCUCGCUUGCCAAAGCAACGUAGGACUGGUCUGUUUUCAGCUACACAGACAGAAGGCGUUGAAGAGCUGGCCAAGGCUGGGCUUAGGAACCCUGUGAGAGUUGAAGUUCGAGCUGAGUCAAAGUCUGCAUUGACAAACUUGAAAAUACCUUCUGGUCUGCACCUUGAGUAUUUGGUAUGCGAAGCAGAUAAGAAAUCAUCACAACUAGUGGAUCUCCUCAUCAAGAAUAAAAACAAAAAGCUUAUAGUAUACUUCAUGACUUGUGCUUCUGUUGAUUACUGGUUCCUCGUACUUUCAAAAAUUCCUGCCCUGAAGUCCAUAUCUUUAAUUCCUAUCCAUGGGGAUAAAAAACAGAAUGUAAGAGACAAGGCUUUGGCUUCGUUUACUAAAGCAUCAAGCGGUGUCCUUUUGUGCACUGAUGUCGCUGCACGUGGACUUGAUAUUCCAGGCAUUGAUUUAGUAGUUCAGUAUGAUCCCCCACAAGACCCAACACUGUUCAAUCAUAGAGUUGGAAGGACUGCAAGAUUAGGAAAAGAAGGGAGGAGCAUAGUUUUUCUACUGCCUGAGGAAGAAGACUAUGUAGAGUUUAUGCGCAUAAGAGGAGUCUCUUGUCAAGAGAAAAAAUAUUCUGAGGAAGCAUCCGAUGUCAUCCCUAUUAUACGUUCACUAGCCUUGAAGGACCGAGCAGUGUAUGAGAAGGGAAGAAGGGCAUUUGUUUCCUUUGUCUGCGGUUAUAAGGAGCACCGAUGCUCUUACAUUUUUAGAUGGAGAAGCCUUGAAAUCGGAAAGCUAGCCAUGGGAUAUGGACUCUUGCGUGUUCCAUCAAUAUCUGAAGUGAAACAACACAUACUUUCCAGUGAGGGGUUUACACCCGUUGAAGGCGUAAACUUCGAGGACAUAAAGUUCAAGGACAAGUCUCAGGAGAAACAAAGAAAGCAAAAGUUACAAGCAAAGAAAGAGAAGCGGCAACAAGAGAAAAGAGAGAGAGGCAAGAAAAACUCGAAAAAGACGGUUAAUGCUUCUUCUGCAACCAGAGAUUCUCACAAAAGGAAGUUGACAGGGAGACAGAGAAAAACUAUCCAAACAGCGGAAGAUGAAGAAGAGAUGGCUAGAGAUUAUCGGUUACUUAAAAAACUGAAGAAAGGUUCAAUCAAAGAAGAUGAUUUUGCAGAACUUACUGGAGCUGAUGAAUUUUAGCUGAGAUUCUGUCUUGUGCUUGCUUCACCGGCCAAGACAUUGUUAUCCGCUACCUGCUAUCCAAGAGUCUUGAGUCUUGUUUUUCGUUAACUUGUGUCCCAAGCUUCUCUAAUUGAAUAUCUUUCAUUUAGGGUGUGAGCAGAUACAUAUCCUUAUCAUUUGUUAAC
Molecule: messenger RNA, 1962 nt
Organism: Eruca vesicaria subsp. sativa (arugula)
Lineage: Eukaryota; Viridiplantae; Streptophyta; Magnoliopsida; Brassicales; Brassicaceae
Source: the annotation of a GenBank genome assembly